AUGCUCUCUCAGAUCUAUGUCUUCCAUACAAUGAUGGACUUCAGCAAGCGUCCCUCUAAGGAGCUCUUUGAGGACACUGUAGUUAUGACUCCAAUAUACCAGCACAUCUUGGCCUUAGAAUUUGCCAUCAAGGAGAUCAACAGAAAUCUUCAUCUUUUACCUAAUCACACCCUCGGUUUUCAGAUUUAUAAUACCUACUUCAUGACAAGUUGGACCUAUCGGGCCUCACUGGAGCUUUUCUCUACAAAGGGCCAGUUCAUCCCUAACUACAACUGUGAUACACAGCACAGACCAAUAGCAAUCCUUGGAGGACCUACCACUGAGGUGUGCCUACACAUGGCUACCAUCCUAUCCCUCUAUAAGAUGCCACAGAUAAUGUAUGGUUCCACCAUCGAAACUGGUAUGAAAAAAGAGGCUGUUUUAUAUCAACAAAUGUUCCCAAGUAUGGACCAUCAGUAUAAGGGAAUUUUUCUAUUACUGCUCCAUUUCAGAUGGACAUGGAUUGGGAUCUUGUCUCUGAAAAAUGACAGUGGUGAGAAGUUUAUACAAGAUCUGGUUCCCAUGCUAGCCCAGAAGGGGAUCUGCUCAGACUUCAUUGAAACAUUUCCAAUCAUUGAUGACUCAAGUAGCAUUGCUGAGUUGGUGGAAAUGGGACUUGAAAUGUACAUGGUGGUUAUGAAAAGCACAGUUAAUAUAGUACUGGUUCAUGGUGAAAUUUAUGGAAUUAUAGUUCUGAGACUUCUUUCCACUAAUUUGAAAUCUGAAGAUGUAUCAUUAUGGAGAAAGAGUAAAAUCUGGGUGAUGACCGCUGAGAUGGAUUUCACCUCACUUCCCUUUCUAAGGAAUAGUGACCUAGUCUUCCUCCAUGGUGCUCUGUCUUUUGCAAUUCACACAGAGAAGGUGUCAGGAUUCCAGAAAUUUGUUCAGAUGAAGGACCCUAUCUUGGAAAAAGAAGAUACUUUUAUCAAGCUCUUCUGGGAAAGUGCCUUUGAAUGUUCCUUCUCCAUCUCUGAAGUGGAGGAAGAAAAUGUGAUUCCCUGCACUGGAAAGGAGAAACUGUUAGCUCUUCCUACAUCUGUGUUUGAAAUGGACAUGACUGGGCAUAGCUACAGCAUCUACGAUGCCAUCCAUGUUGUGGCAUAUGCUUUGCAUGACUUCCAUUCAUCAAUGCUGCAAUACAGAGCUAGAGGGCACGAGGCCAAAUUGGAACUUCUGGAUCAAAAGUUGUGGAAGGUCCAACCUUUAUCUUUGUGCAAUAGCAAGUGCCAUUCAGGUUAUACUAGAAGCAAGAUAGAAGGGAAGCCAUUUUGUUGCUAUGAUUGUCUCCGAUGUCCACAUGGGAAGAUUUCCAACCAAAUAGAUAUGGAUGAUUGUUUUCCAUGUCCAAAAGCUCAGUAUGCAAAUGUGAACCAGGAUUUGUGCCUUUCAAAGAUUGCAACAUUUUUAAUGUACGAAGAAAUUCUGGGGAGCAUUUUGGCCAGUUCUGCUGUUUUUUUUUCUUUGGUCACAUCUGGAAUUCUUUGGAUCUUUAUUAAGCAUCAGGAUACUCCCAUAGUCAAAGCCAACAACCGGAAUCUCACCUAUGCUCUCCUUAUUGCUCUCCUCUUGUCUUUUCUUUCUAGUUUAUUAUUCCUUGGAAAACCUGAUAAGGUGACAUGUCUCCUUCGCCAAACUACUUUUGGUAUCAUCUUCUCUGUGGCCAUUUCUUGUGUAUUGGCCAAAACUGUCAUUGUGAUUUUGGCAUUCAUGGCCACUAAGCCUGGGUCUAAGAUGACCAGAUGGGUGGGGAGAAGAGUAGCAGUGUCUAUCCUUUUGUGCUGCACCUUGCUUCAAGGAUUUAUUUGCACUAUAUGGCUGACAAUCUCUCCCCCAUUCCCAGAUGCUGACACAAGUUCAGGGUCAGAAGAAAUCUUUCUGGAGUGUAAUGAAGGAUCAGUCUACAUGUUCUACUGUGUCUUGGGCUACAUGGGUUUCCUUGCCAUUAUUAGUUUUACAGUGGCAUUCCUGGCAAGGAAAUUGCCUGAUGCUUUCAAUGAAGCCAAGUUUAUUACCUUUAGUAUGUUGGUCUUCUGCAGUGUCUGGUUAUCCUUUGUUCCAACAUACCUGAGCACCAAAGGAAAAUACAUGGUUGCUGUGGAGAUCUUCUCCAUUAUAGCUUCCAGUGUUGGAUUAUUAGUUUGCAUUUUUUUCCCUAAGUGCUACAUCAUUGUCCUGAAGCCUUCUCUCAACAACAAAGAACAGCUAAGAAGACAAACCCACAUAAAAACAUAA
Protobothrops mucrosquamatus (brown spotted pit viper) is the source of this 2271-nucleotide messenger RNA. RefSeq names its product vomeronasal type-2 receptor 26-like. The record is from RefSeq and is a predicted model, not a curated record. Gene Ontology annotation, biological process: G protein-coupled receptor signaling pathway. The transcript is spliced from 5 exons. Bases 1 to 2271 code for a protein of 756 amino acids. Gene Ontology annotation, cellular component: membrane. Gene Ontology annotation, molecular function: G protein-coupled receptor activity. NCBI's taxonomy places the organism in Eukaryota, Metazoa, Chordata, Lepidosauria, Squamata, Viperidae.